This is a messenger RNA of Amphimedon queenslandica, 1250 nucleotides long. RefSeq lists its product as uncharacterized. The transcript is spliced from 4 exons. Gene Ontology annotation, molecular function: protein binding. The record is from RefSeq and is a predicted model, not a curated record. Lineage: Eukaryota; Metazoa; Porifera; Demospongiae; Haplosclerida; Niphatidae. Bases 3 to 1103 code for a protein of 366 amino acids.
AGAUGGUGAUCUGGUUCUUUCUAUUGCUGCAUUAUGUAUCAUGUCAGCCAUUCUUUGGUUCUCUUCCUCCACGUCCAAGUACUGGUGUGAGGUUGUUUCUUGGUGAGGAGAAUGUGACUAUUGCUAAUUUCUCAAUGAUAGCUGCUGGUCUGUUUCAUGACACUGAUAUAGAUGAGCCUGGUAAUGCUGUUGGAGUGAAUGGCAGUCCUGAUGGUCAGAAUGAUGGUUUGUGGUGUCAGAGUUCUCUUAAUCAGAAUAUGAUAGGAACAUGGUAUUAUCCUGAUGGAACAACUGUACCAUUGGGUCCUGGUAGUCCUCUGUUUGCUAACAACACUGCUACUGGUCAAAUUGGUUUGUUAAGAACUGGAGGAAUAGCAAGUGUUCAAGGACUAUACAGUUGUGUUAUACCAAAUGAAGAAGGAAUCAAUCAGACACUGUAUGUUGCUGCUUAUGGUAAUACUGAUUUCCUUAUGGAUGGUGAACUUCCAACUAUUGAUGGUAGUAGUUCCUCCUUCCAGCUCCUCUCAUCAGUUGAUGCUGAUCCUCCAGUGUUUAGUUUAUCAUUUAAUGUCACUAAUAGAUCACCAACAAUAGUCACUUGCUCUGUUGAUAAUGGAAACCAGUUUAAUGUAUCUGAUAAUGAUCUGAUACGUACUGUAACAUUAGUUAAUAAUGAUGUACAAGUACAAGUAUCAGCAAUGUUUAGAAUGAGAGUGCCUGGUCUGUAUAAAUGUUUUGUUACUACUGACAGAAUUACAACUACGCCUUUAGUAUCUACUAAUAUGACAAUGAGGAAUGUUACUGUAACUGGAUCUCCAUUAAACUUCACCUACAGUAGAGAUAGUUUUCUCUCAGUUACACUAGGUUGGUCUCCCUCAGCAGUGAUUAGUGCUACUCCUCAGUAUCAUGUCUUUGUUAAUAACAGUAAUGGUAUUUUUAUAAAUGAUAGCACUACAAAUACUGAGCUGUCUCUCUCAUUACGUCCUGAUGAUGAAUAUAAUAUUAGACUAGUAGCUACUGGUGAAGACUUACCCAGUGAAAUAAUUACUGUUACUGUUCUUGAAAGUACAUGUAGAUCUAAAAUUAUUUUUAUUCAUUUAUAAAUCCUUUUCUAGUUGUCAGUAUUGAUGUACAAGGGCCAGUUAUGAUACCAUUAGAUCAUUCUUUUUUCUUUUCAUUAUCCUGUACACUGGCAUUAGCUCCUGAAGUGAAUGAUACUAUGAUUGAAAUGUUCUGGGCAAGUCCUGAUC